AUGGUUUACAUUAAUUCUGAUGGUACCAUUGGAACAAGACCAUGGCAUAAGCAAAUAUCACUUUUUUUUUGGGGAUUUAUACAUUUCAUUACCGCAUUUUUUCAAACUCUAAUAAAUCCAGCUCUUAACGGAAAGGGCGAUCAAUAUGAAAGAAAUUAUAGGAGACCAGGUGGAGGAGGAGGUGGUGGACCACCAGGUCCUCCGGGUAGAAGAGUUGGAAGAAUAGCUACAAUUCAAUCGUGUAAAGCUCCAAUGCCUGGAGGAGGAUGA
Pediculus humanus corporis (human body louse) is the source of this 270-nucleotide messenger RNA. Its product is annotated as Selenoprotein K, putative. Gene Ontology annotation, biological process: endoplasmic reticulum calcium ion homeostasis; calcium ion transport. Gene Ontology annotation, cellular component: endoplasmic reticulum membrane; Golgi apparatus. The transcript is spliced from 3 exons. NCBI's taxonomy places the organism in Eukaryota, Metazoa, Arthropoda, Insecta, Psocodea, Pediculidae. The record is from RefSeq and is a predicted model, not a curated record. Bases 1 to 270 code for a protein of 89 amino acids.